GGGAUAUAAUUAGAAACACCACAUUAAUAGCUACAUUUGAUAUAGUUUUUUUUUUAGCAUUUCUUCUACUUGCUCUUUUUUCAUUCAAGCAUUGGAAUUGAUUCUUAGAGGUAUAGAGAAUGAAUAAUUGGGCUCCUCCUCUCAUAGCUGCAGCUUUAUUUUGGCUAUUAUCACCAGGAAUGAUUUUUCAGCUUCCAGGGAAGAAUUCACCAUUGGAGUUUAUGAAUAUGAAGACAACUAUUGCAUCAAUUUUUGUACACACUGUUCUUUAUGGUUUGCUUCUCAUGUUGUUCUUUGUUGUUCUUGAUCUUCAUCUUUAUAUCACUUGAAGUAGAUCAAGUGAUAAUAAUAAUAUAUGUUACUUUUGAUUUUUCCUUUCAUACUUGUUUUCUUGUUCUUGGCUCUUAAAGCUAAUUUCAAGAGUAAUUUGAUUGUUGUUUAUUCUUGGAAAGUGUUAUAUCUAAAUAAAGUAUGUCAUGUUUUCUAGUGAAGUUUAUGUUACUAUAAUGUAAUUUUGUCUUA
Medicago truncatula (barrel medic) is the source of this 522-nucleotide messenger RNA. RefSeq lists its product as uncharacterized. NCBI's taxonomy places the organism in Eukaryota, Viridiplantae, Streptophyta, Magnoliopsida, Fabales, Fabaceae. The transcript has a single exon. Bases 120 to 329 code for a protein of 69 amino acids. The record is from RefSeq and is a predicted model, not a curated record.